Molecule: messenger RNA, 1785 nt
Organism: Eleginops maclovinus (Patagonian blennie)
Lineage: Eukaryota; Metazoa; Chordata; Actinopteri; Perciformes; Eleginopidae
Product: sodium- and chloride-dependent neutral and basic amino acid transporter B(0+)-like
Exons: 15
Coding region: 1-1785 (594 amino acids)
Biological process (GO): glycine import across plasma membrane; sodium ion transmembrane transport; synaptic transmission, glycinergic
Cellular component (GO): plasma membrane
Molecular function (GO): glycine:sodium symporter activity
Source: RefSeq, a predicted model, not a curated record
AUGUUCAAAUAUGGCUCGAACCUUUCCAAGGACCCUGCUAUUCUUACUGACCAGGACUCACAGGUGGAUGAAGGUGAUGAGAAUCCUGAGCGUGGAAACUGGUCCAACAAGACAGAGUACAUGCUCUCCAUGAUAGGUUUUGCUGUUGGACUGGGAAAUAUAUGGAGAUUUCCAUAUUUAACCUACAAACAUGGGGGCGGUGCCUUUCUCAUUCCCUAUUUCCUGAUGUUGGUUUUAUGUGGGAUUCCUCUUUUCUUCUUGGAAAAUGCCAUUGGUCAGUUCUGCAGCCAAGGUCCAGUUAACAGUUGGAGAGCAGUGCCGAUACUGCAGGGUGUUGGCCUUUCCGUGGUUUUAAUAAGCACGUUUAUGUCAAUUUACUACAACGUCAUCAUUGCCUACAGCCUGUACUACAUGUUCGCCUCCUUCCAGUCUCCUCUGCCGUGGGCCAGCUGCCUCAGUCUGCCUGACAGUAACUGCAGCACCAUGCCUAAAGUGACCAACUGGACUCAGGAAAACCGCACUUGUCCCUCAUCAGACACAAUCACAGUUCCCAUGCAGAGCCCGAGUGAGCAGUACUGGGACCGUGUGGCUCUGCAGAGAUCCAGCGGCCUGGAUGAAACAGGACCAGUAGUUUGGCAUUUGGCUCUCUGUCUGCUGCUGAGCUCCUUGAUUGUUGCUGCAGCGCUCAUCAGAGGCAUCAAGUCAUCAGGCAAAGUGGUUUAUUUCACAGCCACGUUUCCCUAUGUGUUGAUAUUGAUCCUGCUGAUCCGAGGUGUGACACUAGAGGGAGCCAGAGACGGGAUAGAGUUCUACAUUGGUUCACGAUCCAAUUUGACUAAACUGACAGAAGCACAGGUCUGGAAGGAUGCAGCAACUCAGACUUUUUUUUCCCUUUCCAUUGGUAUGGGUGGAAUUGUGACACUUGCUUCUUAUAGCAACUUCAAAAACAACAUGUUCUUGGACUCAAUUGUUGUAACCCUCUUAAAUCAUGCUACCAGUGUGUUUGCAGGCUUUGCCAUUUUCUCAAUUUUGGGUCAUAUGGCUCACAUCUAUGGAAAGCCUGUUGCAGCAGUGGUGAAGGAAGGAUUUGGCCUGGCAUUCAUUGCGUAUCCAGACGCCUUGGCUAAACUUCCCAUUUCCCCUCUCUGGUCCAUCUUGUUUUUUUUAAUGUUUGUCAUAGUGGGCUUGGACUCUCAGUUUACAAUUUUAGAGGUGAUCACCACCUGCCUGACGGAUGCUUUCCCUGCAAUCUUCAAAUCCAAACGUAUCUCAUUGACUAUCGGGACGUGUGUCACUGUCUUCCUCUUGGGCCUGCCAUGUUUAACAAGGGCAGGAAUAUACUGGGUGACUCUGAUUGACCAGUUUGCUUGCGGUUGGGUUCUGAUCAUUUCGGCUUUAACAGAAAUCAUUGGCUUCUGUUACAUAUAUGGCGGGAACAAUUUGAUUAAAGACAUUGAGAUGAUGAUUGGUAAAAAGAGCUUUUGCUUCUGGCUUUGGUGGAGAGCAUGUUGGUUCUUCGUCAGUCCAUGCAUCCUUGUUGUAAUCUUGGUCUGGUCUUUCAUAGCCUAUGUGCCCCCAUCAUAUGGAAAUGUCCAGUUUCCAGACUGGGGCUUGGCUCUUGGAUGGUGCAUGGCUGCGUUCAUCCUUCUCUGGGUCCCUGCCGUCGCUGGGUAUAAGCUGCUGAGAGCACACGGAAACCCCUAUAAGCGUCUGAAGUCUUUGUGUGCUCCCUCUGAGGAAUGGCAUCCCUAUCUGGACAUUCAUCGAGGAAAACGCUACUCGUAA